Messenger RNA from Callorhinus ursinus (northern fur seal), 1029 nucleotides. NCBI's taxonomy places the organism in Eukaryota, Metazoa, Chordata, Mammalia, Carnivora, Otariidae. The record is from RefSeq and is a predicted model, not a curated record.
GACAACUUCCGGCGGGGCGGGCGCGCGAUCCCCCUGAGCCGGCUUCUGCGGCGGCGGUGCGAUGACUACGCUCCGGGCCUUCACGUGCGAUGACCUGUUCCGCUUCAACAACAUUAACUUGGAUCCACUUACAGAAACUUAUGGGAUUCCUUUUUACCUACAGUACCUUGCCCACUGGCCAGAGUACUUCAUUGUUGCAGAGGCACCUGGUGGAGAGUUAAUGGGUUAUAUCAUGGGUAAAGCGGAAGGCUCAGUAGCUAGGGAAGAAUGGCACGGGCACGUCACAGCUCUCUCUGUUGCUCCGGAAUUUCGACGCCUUGGUUUGGCUGCUAAACUUAUGGAGUUAUUAGAGGAGAUUUCAGAAAGAAAGGGUGGAUUUUUUGUCGAUCUCUUUGUAAGAGUAUCUAACCAAGUCGCAGUCAACAUGUAUAAGCAGUUGGGCUACAGUGUGUAUAGGACGGUCAUAGAGUACUACUCGGCCAGCAACGGGGAGCCCGACGAGGACGCCUAUGAUAUGAGGAAAGCACUUUCCAGAGACACUGAGAAGAAAUCCAUCAUACCAUUACCUCAUCCUGUGAGGCCUGAAGACAUUGAAUAACCAUGGGCAGUGGUUCUUAGGCUGAUGCUCCAGAUAUUUUAUGGACAAUAUUAUUUUCAUUGGAUGAUCUUGGAGCUCUAUUAGGAGAAAAGUAAUCAUUUAGGUCUCACAGACUUCAAGAAAAUACAGGUUAUAAACUUGAGUCUCAUUGUUUCCAGUUAGCAAUAUCAUACCUACUAAAGCUGUUCACUGUAAUAAAAUUCAAUCAAAAAGGCAGCUGGGUCAGAUGGAAACAUUCCACUGAUUUGGUUCAUAAUAUUUACUGUAUGCUAGGGAAAAAAACUUGCUCCAGUCUCCUCCUAAAUUCUGUGCCUGAGAACCACUGCUACAUAUGUAUUUUUUAUUUUGUAUCAAACUGUUAAUUGAAGCUUUAAAAGCAUAUAUGAAAUGUAUAAAUCUAAGAUGUAUAAUAAAAUGCACUGUAGACCCUA